AUGGUUUCUGUAAAACAAUUAUUUGCAGUUGCUCUUGCAUCCACUGUUUUUGCUGCUGACAGCAAAAACGGUUCUACUCCAGUGAUAGAGAUCAAAGGUAAUGCUUUCUUUGACUCUUCAAGCAAUGAAAGAUUCUACAUCCGUGGUGUUGACUACCAACCGGGUGGAUCUUCCAAUUUGACGGAUCCUUUGGCUGACAAAGAGAUUUGCUCCAGAGAUAUCCCAGUGUUCAAGGAUCUGGGUAUCAACACUAUUAGAGUUUACACUGUGGACAACUCCCAGGACCACUCUGAGUGUAUGCAGAUGUUGCAAGAUGCCGGGAUUUACUUGAUCCUGGACGUCAACACCCCAGACAGUUCCAUCUCCCGUCACAACCCCAGCUGCUCCUACAACGCCGACUACUUGCAAAACAUCUUCGCCACUGUCGAUGAAUUUGCCAAGUACGACAAUGUGCUGGGCUUCUUCGCCGGUAACGAGGUCAUCAACAUGGUCAACAACACUGCGACUGCUACUUACGUCAAGGCUGUUGUCAGAGACAUGAAGAAGUACCUAAAGGCCCGUAACUACAGACAAAUCCCAGUUGGUUACUCUGCCGCUGACAUCGCCUCUAACAGACAGUUGACCGCCGAGUACUUCAACUGUGGUGACGACGCUGAUGCUAGAAUCGAUAUGUUCGGUGUCAACGACUACUCCUGGUGUGGUGACUCUUCCUUCGUUGUCUCUGGUUACAAGACCAAGGUCGACUUGUACAAAGGCUACUCCGUCCCAAUCUUCUUGAGUGAAUUCGGUUGUAACCAAGUCCCAGGCGCAAGACCAUUCACCGAAAUCAAGUCCAUCUACUCCACUCAAAUGUCAUCUGUCUUCUCCGGUGGUUUGGUCUACGAGUACUCUAACGAAACCAACAACUACGGUCUAGUUCAAAUCGAUAGCCCAACUAACGUCACUAAACUACAGGACUUUGCGAACUUGAAGUCUGAGUACGCUAGUGUCUCAAACCCACAGGGUGACGGUGGCUACUCCGAGUCUAACCAACACUCUACCUGUCCACCAUACCAAGAAGGUAUCUGGGAAGCCAACAACACUUUGCCAGAAAUGCCAAGCGCUGCCUCUGUCUACUUCGAAUCUGGUGCUGGUCAACCAUUCGGUACAGGUAUCAGAACACAGGACAGCUGUGGUAAGGAUGAUGAUGACAUUGAAAACCAAAGCGAUGACGAUAACUCUAACGCUAACUCCACCGACACUUCUUCUUCUUCCUCUAUGGCUAACUCAUCUUCCUCCUCCACACAAUCCUCCUCUUCCGCCACUACUUUGAGCACCAGCGCUUCCUCCACUUCUGCUUCCUCUUCUUCCUCAAAGGCCAAGAAGGCCAAGAAUGGUGCAGCUGCUUUGGAAAUCCCAGCUGUCUUCCGUGCUCUAUUCGAAGUUGCCAACUUCGUUCUAUGA
This is a messenger RNA of Nakaseomyces glabratus, 1443 nucleotides long. RefSeq names its product 1,3-beta-glucanosyltransferase (gene GAS5). Lineage: Eukaryota; Fungi; Ascomycota; Saccharomycetes; Saccharomycetales; Saccharomycetaceae. Gene Ontology annotation, molecular function: 1,3-beta-glucanosyltransferase activity. Gene Ontology annotation, cellular component: plasma membrane. The record is from RefSeq and is a predicted model, not a curated record. Gene Ontology annotation, biological process: fungal-type cell wall organization; fungal-type cell wall (1->3)-beta-D-glucan biosynthetic process.